Messenger RNA from Xyrichtys novacula (pearly razorfish), 1924 nucleotides. NCBI's taxonomy places the organism in Eukaryota, Metazoa, Chordata, Actinopteri, Labriformes, Labridae. The record is from the annotation of a GenBank genome assembly.
GGCUGCUCCGCCCCCUGUUGUUGGUUGAAGAAAUUGGAAUUUCAACUCUAUUAUUAAGAGGAAACAGCAGGGCUUCUGUGAUGUGGUUGUAAAAAUUAACUUAUUUCGGUUCACCUGCGGGAGUCGAAUUAAAAGGCCGAGUCGUUCACAGUCUCCCCAUAACCUUUCUUCGCUGUGUCCAUCUAUCUGCUUAAAAUAUAACCACAGAAUGAAGCCGAAUUAAAUGUUACUGCUUAUUAAUCACUUAAAUUUCGGCUUUUUAACCUAUUUUCACAGUUUAUCGGAAAUAAACGUAUUUCCGCACAGUAACGGCCAUUUGUCAUGUGUUGUUAUGGAAACGAUAGUGUGUCUCCUGCGUGUUGGCGGCUGAAGCGAACAUCUUUUCCGAGCUAUCAGGAGCUCGUUUGGACCAGAAUUGUUGUUUCCCCCACCAGUAUACAGUUUACAGGACUAUCGUCGCAUCAUGGCCCAUUAUAGAGUGAGUCUAACGUCAAAUGUUUGUUAUUUUAACGUAUUUGUACGCGGUCCGAGCUUCAUAACCUACAGCAGUUGCUAGCUAGCAUAGCAGUAAUGUACCUGCAGCCUCUCAGUACUGCGCUCAUGACUUGGAUAACUCGGUAAAAUUGUGACUUGUUUUAUUCUUUAGGCCUCCGAGUCGAAGCGGGAACAAUUUAGAAGAUAUCUAGAGAAGUCCGGGGUUAUUGACACUUUAACAAGCGGUGGGUAUGAUCCUGUUUAAAAACGUUAUUCAUUACUGUGUUAAUGCAUCCAAAGGAAAGUGUAAAUCUAACUGUUUCUCCUGUUUCAUUAUUUUGUCCUUUCUCUUUUGCAGUUUUAGUGGUACUUUAUGAGGAGGCUGACAAACCCAACAAUGCACUGGAGUAUCUUUGUGAAAUAGGGGAGAGUGGGGUAGGAUGAACCACCCCUUGAUUCUUAGAAAUGGUAAAAGAAAUUGAUCAUGUGAUCAAAUAUUUAGGAGAUGGGCAUCAAUUUAUAGAGUCUGUGAUGGUUAGAAGUACACAGGUGAAGGAGUUAGACAUUUAUUUACAAUAAAAACAUUUUUCACUCUUGAAAGUGAAUUUAGUCUGUCAUAAGUUUGAUUAGAAUUGUGUUCAGACCAAAAAACUUGUUUGCAGACAGAAAACUGUUGGCAUGAAUGUUUCAAAGCUGCAACCAGUAAAAACAUUUUUCAGUCAACAGCUGACAAAUAUCCAACAGUGAUGGACUUGUGAAGAUUUGCUGUUGUCCGGACUUUGUCUUUUGCUUUGGUUGGAUAAGUACAAUUUCACGAGAUCAUUAGCAGCUGUUCAGUAGUGUUCAUAGCUCAGCUCACCUGUAGUUCUGUAGACUUAGCAGAUUGACCUUAACCAGCAGCAGUUUCAUAAACCUUCACCUUGGAGCAGCUGGUUCUGGGUCGGCGGAUACAGAGUCUCUUCGUAUGGAGUUGGCUGAUCUACAACAGAAAUACAACCUGCUGAUGGAGGAGAACAAAGAGCUGAGAAACAGGGUAAAAAGCUGCCGAUGUUUCCGUCUUAACUGCAGCUUGGGUAACCUCUCUGUAACCCCUGAUGUCUCUGCCACUGUCUCCUUUCCAGCUGAUGCAGUACGAACAGCUGCCUGAAGAUGGAGCUGCAGAGUAGACUGAAGAAUUAAUGGGGCGACAAAAGAAGAGCAUGGAAAAAAUCACUUCUUUUUGUUUUUUUUUCCCUUUUACAAUAUGUUUGUUUAUUACAUGUCAGGGGUGUACAGUGAACUUUGAAUCACAGUUAUUUUUUGUUACGUAAAAAAAAUAAAAAUGUUUUUUUUUUCAGUAUUUGGCGUAACUUUUUCUCUUAAUUUUCUUAAUUUCCAAAUGAUAAAAACAAUCUGCUUACAGUCACUCACUCAUCUCAAAUAAAUACAUUAAAAGAAUUACUUAACACAA